This is a messenger RNA of Pocillopora damicornis (cauliflower coral), 1667 nucleotides long. RefSeq names its product sentrin-specific protease 8. Gene Ontology annotation, biological process: proteolysis; protein deneddylation. Gene Ontology annotation, molecular function: cysteine-type peptidase activity; deNEDDylase activity. The record is from RefSeq and is a predicted model, not a curated record. NCBI's taxonomy places the organism in Eukaryota, Metazoa, Cnidaria, Anthozoa, Scleractinia, Pocilloporidae.
AAAGUUUGAAAAAUGGCGGACGAAAUUGUGUUGAGCUUCCAUGACAGUCUUCUCAAAAAAUCGGACCUUAGCUUGCUCGAGGAAGGUCGUUGGCUGAAUGAUAGACUGAUAGGAUUCGUAUUUGAUUACUUUACUCAUAACAAAUUUAAACAGAUAUCAGAUAUUGCGAUCUUUAUCAGUCCUGAUGUCACGCAGUUUUUGAAGCUUGGGGGAGGCCUUGAAAUUGGUAUUUUUCUGGAACCACUUGAUCUUCUGAGUCGAAAGCUGAUAUUUUUUGCCGUGAAUGACAAUGAUUCCAGACAUUCAGCAGGGGGAUCUCACUGGAGCUUGCUGGCUUACUGCCGAGAAACAAACAGUUUUCACCAUUAUGACUCAUCCAGUUCAUUUAAUACUUCAGCUGCUAGAUCUCUCGCACAAAAUGUGGAACCUUUUUUACACUGUAGAUCAGGACAAAACCCAAGCUUCAAGGAUGACAGAUGCCCUCAACAACAAAAUGGUUAUGACUGUGGUCUAUAUGUGGUUUGCAUCACUGAACAACUCUGCACCAACUUUAUGAACAAUGUGAAAAUAUCUCUGAGUGAUACCUUAACUCCAGAAGACAUUAGGAAGAAAAGAAAAGCAUUGAAGGAACUUGUGCUCAGUCUUGGAGAGAAGAAGACAUGAUUCUGAAAUUUGCAGCAAGGAAAUUUAGUGUAGCUUUCCAAUGGAAGUAUUUAGCUUCAAAGUGAUGAUAAAAUACCACCCACAAAAUGGAAAUCACCUCUGAAAAAAGCAGAACAUAUAAUUAAUUAUACACUCGUAAGAUAGUGGAGGUCUUUCAGCAACACAAACUUUAGAUUUCUCAAGAUUCCUCCAAAUGCAGUUUGCAUCCUGUUGGCUUAUUACCAUAUCUCAAAUACAUUUUGCUAGUAAUUUUUCAUGGGAAUUUGAGAUAGCAGGCAUCUUGGGUUAGGGAAGGAGAGGUUAGUUAGUCAGUUUUUAGGUGAAGGAGUGCUGUGAUGACUUGUAAAAACUCUGACUCUGUUUGGAACCAAGAACAUGGAGAGAGACAAAAAUAAAUAAGUACCCUGUGUGGGACAAAGCCCUCUGUUUUUUAACCUUGUUCAGGUCAAGGGCAGAAAGUGUCUUUUAAGCAUUGUAAAUAUGAAUUGUAAUUCAUACUUCCUGAAAUGUUUCUGGUCUGAACAAGCUAUACACUAUCUAUGACCAGUUCUUGUCAAAAGAAAUAUACCUCUUCUUCGACCAAAGGCAUAGAAUGCAUACUUUGUUGAGCCCCUGACUCGUAACCCUUUCACUCUUAAGAUCUCAUUAGUAAUUCACCUUACACUCUGCCGUACAAUUCUUAUGAUGUUGGUGGGGAGAAUUUGGUAUCAGGUCAACUGAUAAUCACCUAAUUGAUAUUUUUCUUUCUCAUCACUUGUCUGCUUGAUAUUGUAAGGAGAAAUUCUGUCUUGAUCACUCAGCCUUUAAGUGUCAAGUAACUCUUGAAAGGAUACCUCCUUUCUCAGGGUACUGCUCUCUUUUCUUAGUUAUCUCAGCAGGAGGUCUGUCAAUUCUCCAUAAGUUCUUUGUACAAAGUCUGUCACAUGGAAGUUUACUUCCAAGAGUUUGGCAUCAAGGCUCAUUUUGAUUUGAUUUUCUGAUUAAAAGCAUGGUGCUGACAGAUA